CUCCUCCCUCCUCCCUCCUCCCUCCUAUACGGAAUACACUACUGACUGGGUUCGCUCACAUCUUAGAGUACCAAAAAGCAUGGCCAAUCUAUCACUGGUCCACAAUGCCCUCCUCCCUUUCUUCUACAGUCUCGUCGCCAGUCGGCGCUCUUUAGGCAGAUGACACAAAGCCCCCCAGAGACAACAUGCCGCUCGUCACUAGUGGACCCUGACGGUUUCCUCAUGGUCUUGGUCACUAUUCACUAUUGACAAGCUGCUACUUCCGUGGAGGAUCCAUGCGGAUAUCAAAAGCAAACAGCACCAACAACAGCCCGAGAAACUCGACAACGCUGAACCGGAGGAGGACAGUUGUGGGCGACUCCUAUCGCCGCCAGCCGUCGGCGGUUAACCAGGGCAUGUCGGCGUCAGGGGAGCCAAGCCAGGCUUACCUCACACCAUUGCAAGCGGUAUCACAGAUCAGGCCAUUGAGCUGGCACCCUUCAGCAUACUCAACCUACGACGUACCAUUCCAGCCUGUCUACAACACUGGCAUGACGGAUUACAGCAUGUCCUACAGCAACAGCCAGGACCUCCCCCACACACCCGCCCUGCAAUCAAACUACGGCUCUCCCUCCGCGACCUUCUCCCCAGAAUCACAACCCUGGACCAACUACGACCAAGAAUACCCGCUCUACGACACCUCAUCCCUCAUACAACCAUCCUUCAACAACCCAAUGGCCGAUUACACCGCCUACGCCCAAUUACAACUGCACCUCGCCGCCCACCAGCAGGUACAACAAACAUCCUACAACGACUGCAUGAACCCCUCCAUCUACUCUCACUUCGACUGGAACAACUUCGCCGCCACCGGCUUCGAGGAUGGCACCGCACCACCCACACCCGAGAACUUCCUCCCAAUACAACACCCCGAGCCACCGUGCGCUAUUGGAACUACAAUUCCCUACCACUCUCUCGACGACCAAGAAGACGAGGGCGAGAUCCUAGUCGGCAUGGGGCUGUACGAUACACCCGACAAGGCGUCACUCUCCGAUAUGCAGCAGUGGGAGCAGUACCACACGGCUAUGAUUUCCAAGUAUUUCGGCUCGACACAGCGUGCUGCUGCUGAGUCGACGGGGAAGGGGCUUAAGCUGGAGGAAACGUGGAAUCCGCCCGCGAGCGAGGAUGAGGAUGAGGAUCAGGAUGCGGAGGGCUCGACUAACGAGGAUGAGGAGCAGCAGCAGGGGAAGCAGCAUAGGCAGGCACCUGUUGUGAAUGGGAGUAAUCCCGCUGUGCAAUAUCAGGGGGAGGGAUGGCUGUGAAGAGUGGAGCAGAGCAUUAGAAACACCACCUGGCGUGAUGGGGAAUACCUGGGACGGAUUGGCGUCGGGAAUUGGGGUUUAGCAUUAGCAUUUGGCUUUUUGGGGGUCAUGGGAUUGGGGUUGGGGGGAUA
Molecule: messenger RNA, 1429 nt
Organism: Pseudogymnoascus destructans
Lineage: Eukaryota; Fungi; Ascomycota; Leotiomycetes; Thelebolales; Thelebolaceae
Exons: 2
Coding region: 276-1298 (340 amino acids)
Source: RefSeq, a predicted model, not a curated record